This is a messenger RNA of Vigna radiata var. radiata (mung bean), 1782 nucleotides long. Its product is annotated as fasciclin-like arabinogalactan protein 4. The coding region runs from base 215 to 1516 and encodes 433 amino acids. NCBI's taxonomy places the organism in Eukaryota, Viridiplantae, Streptophyta, Magnoliopsida, Fabales, Fabaceae. Gene Ontology annotation, biological process: abscisic acid-activated signaling pathway; mucilage biosynthetic process involved in seed coat development; multidimensional cell growth. The transcript is spliced from 4 exons. The record is from RefSeq and is a predicted model, not a curated record. Gene Ontology annotation, cellular component: plasma membrane.
CUUCUCCAGUGCUCAUCUCAUCAUUCACAGCUUGCAAUAUGCAAUUUGCAUGCUCACACACUCAAACACUAACACUCACUCACAACCUCACUUCACUCUCUCAUCUCAAUUCAAUUCAACACAGAACAGAACAGAACACAACAAACAAAACAACCACUAACUAACACCGCAGACCACCGUCCAAUUUCUCAAUCCGGCAACACUGCUCAACACAAUGCGUUCUCGAUCUCAUUAUGGAUUUUCGAUUACCCAAAAUGCCCUCGCGCUGCUUUAUUUAUUCUGCAUCUUCACCAACCCACCUGCGUCCACGGCUCUCAACUUCACCGCGCUGCUCUCCACCGUCCCUGACCUCUCCCAAUUCACCGCGCUCCUUGCCUCCGCAACGCCUAUAACGGCGGAUCUCUCCGACCGCUCCUCCCUCUCCAUCCUCGCCGUCCCCAACGCCUAUCUCGCCGCCGAUGACCACCUCGCCCGCCACCACCUCUCCCCCGCUGCCCUCGCCGAUGUCCUCCGCUACCACGUCCUCCUCCAGUUCCUCUCCUGGUCCGACCUCCGCGCCCUCCCCCCCGCCGGGAAACUCGUCACCACUCUCCUCCAGACAACCGGACGCGCCACCGACAACUUCGGUUCCGUGAACCUCACGCGCGACCCCCAAUCCGGCCUCGUCUCGAUCCGCUCCCCCGCCCCGUACUCCCCCUCAAACGUCACCGUUUUGUCCCUCGUCAAAACCCUACCCUACAAUGUCACCAUCUUCGCCGUCAAUUCCCUCCUCAUCCCCUACGGCCUUGACCUCAUGGCGUCCGAAACCCGCCCCAACAUCGUCCUCAACAUCACCAAAGCCCUAAUCGACGGCCACAACUUCAACGUCGCCGCCUCAAUGCUCGCGGCCUCCGGCGUAGUUCAGGAAUUUGAGGCUGAUGAGGGUGGUGCUGGAAUCACUCUUUUCGUACCGGUGGAUGAUGCCUUUGCUGAUCUUCCACCCUCUGUGGCCCUUCAGUCUCUACCUGCAGAUAAAAAAGGGGUGGUUCUUAAAUUCCAUGUCCUCCAUUCCUAUUACCCUCUUGGCUCGCUUGAAUCGGUUGUUAACCCCUUCCAACCCACCCUCGCCACUGAGGCCAUGGGUGCUGGUAGUUUCACACUCAACAUUUCGCGUGUGAAUGGCUCUGUUGCCAUCAACACCGGCAUUGUACAGGCCUCAGUUACGCAGACCGUCUUUGAUCAGAACCCUGUUGCCAUUUUUGGGGUUUCCAAGGUUCUCUUGCCGAGGGAGAUUUUUGGUAGGAAUCCGAUGGUCACUGCCAAGCCUCUUGAAGGUGCUCCUCCGCCGGAUGAGGAUACUCUGUCACCAGAGAAUUCGCCGGGAUUUGGUGGACAGCCCUCACACCUAUCAUCACCGCCGGGGUUUCGCGAAGAUGUGCGGUCACAUGGUGGUGGGUGUGCCUUGCAGAGUAGCAAAUUUCGUUUGGUACAGGAGUUUGUGCUGGUUGCUUCUUACUGUUAUCUUACACCUAGAUGACCGUCAGAGAAGGGAGGAAAGCUGACAAAGCAGUUACAGCAUUAAUUCAACCCUUUCAAUGCAGCUCAUACGUGCUCUUCAAGUAAGGAAACCCAGUGGGGGCUGCUUCGCGUACUUUCUGCAUCCAGCUUUUGUUCCUCCUUUUCAACCUCACCAUUUACAAACAAGAACAAAUAUGUCAUCAGUUUUUCUUCGUAGACCAUGGGUCUUUUUUUUUUUCUUUUUUUUCUUUUUUUUCUUUUUAAAUUGGAGAGAAGGGUCAGUAU